CGCGCAUCAGCGCGGAUGCGCGCCUUAAGAUGGCGCUUGAAUCCGAUAUGGGUCCGCCAACAACGCCAGUGAAGUCAGAGGAUGAGGCAGUUUACGAUGAUUCGUUGGCCGAAAAGGUCAUGGAUUUUUUCAGCGGAGGUCGUGUUAUCACACGAUCUGAACCCAUGCAAUCAAGCAGGAGCUAUAAAGAGCUUAUAUUACAAGAAAUGAACUGGAUGGCCUGUGAUUACUACCACGAAAGAAGAUGGAAGUGCCAUGUAAAUAAACAGUUGUCCAUUGGAAUCAAGGUAGCAAUCAUGGACAGAAAGAAGCUAAACAAGAACUGGGUUGCUAAUGAGUGUAGUAAUCACGUUAAAAGAUUCUGGGUGGAAUUCCUUAAUGGGCCACAAUACUGUUCACCCUUCUCUCAAGAACUUACCGAGUAUUGCACCAACAUUGCAAAUAAGUACCUCAAUUAUACUCAAGCUGAUGUUGAAGAAGGUACUAAAGAUUAUGAAAUGGGUCCUAGAGAUCUAAUAGCGAUACCCGUCCCUUUAGUUCCACUACGGGACAGUUCCCCCGAACCUAAAGUCCCAAUAUCGAAAAUUUCUGUUAUUGAUGCCGCAACGUUAAAGAUGCAGUCUAUGGGUGCGGAGUUUUACAGGCCUAUGUUUAGACCACCAGAUGAAGAUCUGGACGUGUUUACACUGCCGUUGAUGGACCCAAUCAAGGAUGUUGAUUUCAAUUCAUUUCUUGUACAGAAUUUUUGCGUCAAACGAUGUUCACAUCUAAAAAUCAGAUCGCAUAUUAAACACGAAAUCCGAAUGCCAAAGAUGCCCCUCUUAAGCAGGAAGUUUAUUAGGGUGACUAAUGAUCCAAGUUGCUUGUCGAUUUCUCAGCGAGACUUCGACCUUCAGAUAAAACCAAAACCGUUAUUCCAUGGCCUUAUGGUUCGUACAAAGCUAUGUUCAUCGGAUUUCGAACUUUUGGAUCCGUGGAUGAUUUCGGAUUCAACAUCAUGGCCAAUGAUCGCUAUAUGUCUUACUUAUCGGUCGAGUACAAGCGGUUUGCACCGACAUGAAUUUGGUGUGGAUUACUGCCGCAAAGUUUUCCAGAACUUUAAGAGAUUGCCGAGAGGUCUUGUAAAUUCAAGCAGGCGUCUUUUAGGACCUAGACAAAGGAAUGCAAUAACCACUUUUUUAGGUGCACCUCCUAGAAGACAGAAGUACGAACCACUCGUGCAGCUUUUUGAUAGAGAAGACGAUAUAAAACCACAAACGAAAAGAUCGCGCGUUUUCAAUGUACAGGAGAUGUUACACUGUUGCUUAGGUUCGACUAAGGAUGAACCAACAAUUAAGCGGAGAUUUUCAAUGAGCCUUGAAGAGAUGUACAUGCCACAACUCAAGGACUCAAUUUCUUAUAGCAACAACUUGGCCCAAAGUAACCAAGAUGUGGAUUUGUAUCGUGAAAAUCAAGAAGUGGUAAUUUCAUUGUCGUCUUAUUCAGAAGAUAAUGAUGAUAAUGUAGAGCCCAGUAGUGGUCUAUUACCAUUGGCGUCAUCCCAAGGUUCGUCUUUCGAAAAUAUGGACGAAAAUCUAGUUCGGUUUCCACUUUCUGAUAUUUCACUUAGUGGUACCACCGGAUUGAAUCUGAAAUGUUUAAGGCGCAAAAGCAUCACGGAGCAGCGUCGUGGUGCAUCUAAUACUAAUGAUCCUAUCAUAUUUGAGAAGACAGACAGCGCUACUGUGGAUUCAGAGACGGUUGUAAUACCAUCAAAUGCACGGUUAGAGGUUGCCAUCGCAACUGGUAACUUCAAACAGCGUCCGUGCUUUAGGAGUGACCGCAAAACUGACCCGUUACUACAUAUGCCAAAUGUGCCAUAUGGCGAGUACAGUAACCGCAUGAGCAAACAGCUUAGGGUUGGUUUUUUAGGUAUACCGGCAAAAAUGUUCGCGCACUCUCUUUUCUAUUCAGGCAGGUUUUCAAAGAACAACCGCGUAAGAAGGGUGGCUGUGGCCAUCGCUACCAGUACUAAGAUAGUCUUACCACAACCAAACCUCAUCCAUGCUAGGCUAUUUGAACAUGAUGCAAUGUCGAUUUUUGCGAGGUUCAGAAACCAAAAUUGGCAAAGGACAGUCAAUCACACAACGGGGGCGCACGGUGAACAAUUGCUCAAGAAAUAUGCUAACGAGAUAAUAAACUCAAGUGACAAGAGGGGUAACACCCAUAUGGAGAUCAAACCCGUCGACAUACUAGCAGCAUUUGUUAACAUGAAGCUGCAAAAGAAUGAAACUAUGAAGCAGAGCGUGUUCCUGCCUAACAAAAUUUUGGCAAAUACCAUUGAGCAGGUAGUUGCGUCUGCGCCAAUUCCGCAGAACACACAAACACCAGUAGCGCAGCAACGUAACCCGCAGCCUGUGCGUCACACUCCAAUGCAGGGACAUGGAAUAUCACCGAGGGCCACUGUUCAGCCUAAUAUGAUGCCACAAACUGUGCCCGUGCAACAAAUGCAAAAUACAAUGUUACAAAUGCAUCCUCCACAGAUGCAGCAGCAGCAACAACCGCCAAUGGCACCGCAACCAAGCCCAAAAGGUCACAUGGUUCACCCUUCAAUGAUCCCCGGUGGUAUGCAACAAGGACACAUGACCCCGGGUCCAAUGGGCGCAAUCAAGAAGGCACCUGCACAGUUGCCACCAGGAUCAUUACCUCCAGCUCAUAUGCCAGGUGGAGGAAUGCACCCAACGCAUAUGGUACCUGGUAAGGCCCAGCCAGGUCCUAUGCAGGGAAUGCCACCACCAAUGCAGUUGAAGCGCCGCUACCCCGUGGAACCACAAGGCAAACGUAGACCGAGGGGCCCUUACGAUCAGGUGUAUCCCCAACAAAUGCAUCAACAGUCAUACAGAUAUAGGAAUAUGCCGGAUCAUCAUAUGAUGCGCAUACCUAUCUACCCUAUGGCAAUGUACACUAAGCAAGCGCCAUUCCCAAAGUCGCACGAUGACCCUUAUAGAGGGUCCCAUGUGCAAAGAUAAAAAAAACUGCUCAUAUAAUAUU
This is a messenger RNA of Babesia bovis T2Bo, 3030 nucleotides long. RefSeq lists its product as uncharacterized. Lineage: Eukaryota; Apicomplexa; Aconoidasida; Piroplasmida; Babesiidae. Bases 30 to 3008 code for a protein of 992 amino acids. The record is from RefSeq and is a predicted model, not a curated record. The transcript has a single exon.